ACACACACACACACACACACACACACACACACACACAGAGAGAGAGAGAGAGAGAGAGAGAGAGAGAGAGAGAGAGAGAGAGAGAGAGAGAGAGAAGGAUCAUGGCGAAAGUACUUGACGAGAACUACUUAGCCAUCACUGCAAUAGUGACGAUCGCUUAUCAGAUGUCCUUCUUCAUCAUCGCUGCAACUUGCAAGUUCGACAAAGUAACCGACUUCGCGGGUGGUACGAACUACGUGAUUCUGGCCGUGCUGACUCUGUUCCUGAAUUGGGAGCACUCCUAUGUGCGCAAAGUCAUCAUGACCUCGAUGGUGGUCAUUUGGGGACUCAGGCUGUCUAUCUUCCUGUUGCGCCGUAUCUUGCAGUGGGGGGAGGACCGAAGGUUCGACGACAAAAGGGCUAAUCUUCUCAAAUUCGCUGUUUUCUGGAUUUUCCAGGCGAUCUGGGUCUGGACUGUCAGUCUGCCUGUCACCAUCGUUAAUGCCGCAGAUUGGCACCCCGCCAUCGGUGCCGUUGACGUCCUCGGCUGGGUCAUCUGGGCGGUGGGGCUGGCGAUCGAGGCCAUCUCCGACCAGCAGAAGCUGUCGUUCAAGAGCGAUCCCGACACGCGAUCGCGAUGGUGUGCGGUCGGGCUCUGGAGGUACUCCAGACACCCCAACUACUUCGGCGAAAUCCUGUUAUGGUGGGGUGUGUUUCUGGCCAGCACCCCUGUUUUGCAAAAGGACCAGUUUGUUGCCGUUUUCGGACCCCUCUUUGUCACAGUCAUUCUCCUCUUCGUCAGUGGCAUACCCAUGCUUGAAGCCUCUUCAGACAGCAAACAUGGGAGGAACACCGAGUACCUCGAGUACAAGCGCAAAACCAGCCCGUUGAUCCUGAUGCCCACCAGCAUCUACGGCAGAUUGCCCGACUGGGUAAAGCUCGUCUUUUUCUUUGAGUUCCCCAUCUAUAACAACAUCAAUUAGAUCAGGAGGGGAAAAAAAAAAUAAAAAAAUCAAUUAGAUCAGAAAAACCAACUAGCCCGUAGCUAAGUUGCGGAAGAUGCACUCUCGUUUUCCAGAUUUCGAAAUCAGUAGAGUCAGGCCCCAAGACAGACAAAGGAUUGACAUACACAGCUUGGAAAGCAGACAGCAUGCCAUAGUGGUUAUCAGACGUCAUUCUUAUUCAUGGAGGUUUCGUGUACAGACAGUACAGCACGAGCAACGAGAUUGCACGACCGUUCCCCUUCGUCAUUGAUUUCGUUGAAUCGAUUGGCUCUUGUUCGUCUGGGGAAUCGGACUGACCCACCAGACAGAUAGAAUUAAAUUUUAUAAUUACUUCUUGUAUUUUGAUAGAAUUGAUAAUUCGCUGACUGAACUGGAGCGCUUUUUUCCGAUUUAUUACUGUAAGAAGGCAGCGGCGGUCCCAUAGAUGAAAAAAAAAAAAAAAAAAAAAAAAUGACGAGGGUGGAGAAAUGAUGAUAGCUGACGUGAG
Chara braunii is the source of this 1470-nucleotide messenger RNA. NCBI's taxonomy places the organism in Eukaryota, Viridiplantae, Streptophyta, Charophyceae, Charales, Characeae. The record is from the annotation of a GenBank genome assembly.